Molecule: messenger RNA, 7681 nt
Organism: Diatraea saccharalis (sugarcane borer)
Lineage: Eukaryota; Metazoa; Arthropoda; Insecta; Lepidoptera; Crambidae
Source: the annotation of a GenBank genome assembly
AGAGAAUGAUAAAAUGGUGCAUUCGUCGAUCAAACCGGGCCACACAUCCGAAGCUAGAAAUUAAAUUAAUAUCCACCAUUUUGUUUAUUUUCGUGAAAAUAACUUUUUACCCGGAUAAUUAAGUGAAUUUUAUGAUAUCCCGCUUCGCAGGGUAUUGCCAGAGGUCUCGAGCAGUGGUCAAAAGAUUAGGAAUGUGCUAUUAGCGUACCUAUCUAUUGUCGGGCCCUUGUGUUGAAAUUUGCAGACAUCGGCCGCGCCGCUAGUAAACACUCUUUGAAAAUUAACAUCCUAUCGUCAAAGAAAAAUAAAAAAUCGGGUGCGCAGAGUGUAAGAGUCGAUGAGAAAGGUUCGUUGAAAUUCGUGCAACGGAUUUUCAGCAGGUCGAGAGGGAGUAAUCCCCUGGCGUUAAAGGAAAUUUCUAAGAGUUGCGGGCGAGAGUCCCCCGUGGCGCGCCCGGCUAACAUGAACCACACGCCUGCUCCCGACAGGCAGCAUCAGGACUCCAAUGUGAACCAAGUUGAGGAGAUGGAAACUCAAGACGUGGAAACUGUUGAUACAGCAACAGAAAAGACUUGGGACAACGACCUAAUACGGCCCAACGGAGAAGUUGUCAUGGGUGACGACGACAUGGUUAUGAAGAAUCAGGAAACUACAUCUUCGGAUAUGCCACUCGCGUGUCUCGAUGCCGAAAUGGAAGACGAUGAAGCGAGGUCGGAAGCGACUUUCCGUUUUACGGUGCAGAAUUUCAGGGGUCUAAAGGACUCUGUGCUCUCGCCGCCAUGUUAUGUGCGCAAUCUUCCAUGGAAAAUUAUGGUGAUGCCGCGGCAGGCGCCGUCACCUGAUCGCCAACAGCAGAAGUCCCUAGGGUUCUUCCUUCAGUGCAAUGGAGAAAGCGAGUCUUCGAGUUGGUCCUGCUACGCCAUGGCUGAACUAAGACUCAUUUCCCAUAAGCCAGAUACAGAACCAUUUUUCAGAAAAAUUCAACAUUUGUUUUAUAGCAAAGAGAACGACUGGGGCUUCUCUCACUUUAUGGCUUGGAACGACGUCCUUGAUCCCGAGAAGGGCUACAUAAAGGACGACUCUAUAACCUUAGAGGUUCAUGUUACGGCGGAGGCACCGCAUGGAGUUUCCUGGGACUCAAAGAAGCACACUGGUUAUGUAGGUCUGAAGAAUCAAGGCGCCACUUGCUAUAUGAACUCAUUGCUGCAGACACUUUAUUUCACGAAUCAAUUGAGGAAGGCUGUAUAUAAAAUGCCCACAGAAUCUGAUGACAGUACCAGAUCAGUUGCAUUGGCACUUCAAAGAGUAUUCUACGAGCUCCAGUUCUCUGACAAACCAGUUGGUACUAAGAAACUUACUAAGAGUUUUGGAUGGGAGACGCUCGAUUCCUUCAUGCAACAUGACGUCCAAGAGUUUUUGAGGGUGCUUUUGGAUAAGUUGGAGAGCAAAAUGAAAGGAACGUGUGUGGAGGGAACUGUACCGCGACUUUUCGAGGGCAAGAUGACCUCGUAUAUCAAGUGUAAGAACGUUAAUGUGUCCAGUACACGCGUUGAAACCUUCUAUGACAUUCAGCUCAACAUCAAAGGGAAAAAGAACAUUGAUGAAUCCUUCAAAGACUACAUCAGUACUGAGACUUUAGACGGUGAGAAUAAAUACGACGCCGGUGAACACGGCCUUCAAGAGGCAGAGAAGGGGGUGAUAUUCGCAUCUUUUCCGCCGGUGCUGCAUCUCCAUCUGAUGCGGUUCCAAUAUGACCCCAUUACCGAUAAUUCAGUCAAGUUCAACGACAGGUUUGAAUUCUACGAGCAUAUCAACUUAGAUGCUUACUUGCAAGAAAAGCCAGAGACUCCUGCAGAUUAUACGUUGCACGCUGUCCUGGUACAUUCGGGUGAUAACCACGGUGGACAUUAUGUGGUGUUUAUCAACCCCAAAGGAGAUGGCAAGUGGUGCAAGUUCGAUGACGAUGUGGUGUCUCGUUGCACGAAGCAAGAAGCGAUCGAGUAUAACUAUGGUGGUCACGAUGAAGAUAUGGCGCUCACAGUACGCCACUGUACCAAUGCAUACAUGUUGGUUUAUAUCAGGGAUUCUCAGCUCAAGACUGUAUUACAAGAAGUCACUCAAGCGGACAUACCCACAGAACUGAGCGAAAGGUUGGCUGAGGAAAAAAGAAUUGAGACGAUCCGUCGCAAGGAGCGCAACGAAGCCCAUCUUUACAUGAAUGUGAACGUGGUACUUGAGGAGGCGUUUGAUGGUCACCAAGGAAACGAUCUUUACGACCCAGAGCGUGCUCAUUACCGCGUUUUUCGAGUCCGCAAACAGGCGACCGUCGCCGAACUGAUGGAAAUGUUGGCGGAGAACUUCCGCUAUCCGCUCAAGCAGUUACGCCCGUGGCCGUUUAGUGCACGCUCUAAUCAGACUUGCAGACCAACCUGUUUGGAUAUAGUGAAUGACCAACACAAGACAGUAGCGGACGUAUCAGAGAACAUGAACCCGUGGAACAUAUUCCUUGAGAUGCUGCCACCCGAUUCUGGGCUCAGCGCUCUGCCCACAUUCGAUAAGGAAAUUGAUGUAGUAUUAUUCUUCAAGUACUACGAUCCGAAGCAGAAGCGUAUACAUUAUUGCGGACAUCACUACUUGCCGAUAGCGAGCAAGCCCGCUGAUCUCAUACCGAUACUCAAUAAGCGAGCAGGAUUCCCUCCUGACACGCCCCUCGUCCUGUACGAGGAGAUCAAGCCGGACUUUGUAGAGAAGAUUAAUAACUACAACGAUCCUCUCGAAAAGGUAUUGGACGAACUGAUGGACGGCGACAUUAUCGUGUUCGAGCGCGCCGACCACCGGCACGAGGACCUCGAGCUGCCCACCUGCCAGGACUACUUCAAGUACAUUUUCUAUAAGGUGGAAGUGCAAUUCGUCGACAAGACUCUGCCGAAUGACCCUGGUUUCACAAUGGAGCUCUCAAUGCAAAUGCGUUACGACCAGAUGGCGCGAGCGGUCGGUCAGCACCUUAAUGUGGACCCUUACUUAAUACAGUUCUUCAAGUGUCAGAACUACAAGGAUAUUCCUGGAGUGCCACUAAAAUACUCUUACGAUGGUAUACUUAAGGACUUAUUAGUAUACUGUAAACCAAAGUGCCCUAAGAAGUUAUUCUACCAGAUAUUAUCAAUUAAAGUUAACGAAUUGGAUAACAAGAAACAGUUCAAAUGUUUAUGGGUUGGUCCAAAUUAUAAAGAAGAUAAAGAAUUAAUUUUAUAUCCAAACAAAGGUGGUAAAGUUGCAGAUAUAUUAGCGGAGGCAGCUAAAGUAGUUGAAAUGUCCCCAGAGGGUUCAAAGAGAUUAAGGAUCGUGGAAGUGUCUUGUCACAAAGUGUUACCUGGCCCUGAUCCCGAGAUCACGCUGGAUCAAGUCGCCAUAUCGCCUCCCAGAUUGUAUAGAAUAGAAGAAAUACCAAAAGACGAGCUUCAGUUGCAGGAGGAUGAGGUAUUGGUGCCGUGCGCUCACUUCCACAAGCAGGUGUACGCGACGUUCGGGAUACCGUUCUACACUCGCGUCAAACACAACGAGCCCUUCCAGGCGGUCAAGGAUCGCCUGCAGAAGAAACUCGAUAUACCAGAUAAGGAAUGGGAAAAGUACAAUUUCGCUGUAGUGACAAAUGGCAGACCUAAUUACAUAAGUGAAGGAGCAGUAAUAAAUAUUUACGACUUCAGGCCAACUAGUAAUGCAAACAUGUCCCUCCCAGACUCGACGGGCGUCCGACCGUGGUUGGGGCUCGAGCAUAUCAACAAGACGCCAAAGCGUUCACGUGUCAACUACCUCGAGAAGGCAAUCAAGAUAUACAAUUGAGCAUGUUCAUACACACACACACUGGCCGAUAGGCUUUUCAUCUUGUAUGCCAACACGAUGUAUUACAUACUUCGAUGCUUAAAAGUCGUUUUAGAACCACAGUUAUAUUAUAGAUUUUUUGUAACAACCCGGGGCUCAAGUUGUAUAUUUGAGUGAUUCAAUUAGUAAUGAAGAAGUUAUUGUGUAAAUAAAUUGUGUAAAUAAACGAUUCGAUUCGGUUAUGAUAAGUUUUCUGCUACACUUUUUAUUUGUUGGAGUUACGGAUUUGUGUUUUGUUGAACAUAAUAUUUUUUUUUUAAAUUUGUUAUAAAUCUGGAUAUAAUAUAAAUUUAAUCCAAUUUGAGCCCUGGAAAUGAUUGUGAAUGAAAAUACUGUUAUUUUGUAAAAGAAAAUGUUAUGAGCAGUGCAGGAACUAUAGUUAUUACCCUUUCAUUCUAAGUUAAGGUUAGAUUAGAUAAAAUGGACAACUAUUCUAAUGUUUUUUCAUAUAAAUUAUUUGCACUUCAUAGAGUUGUUAAUUAUAUGAUAUAGAAAUAGAAGUGUGUAAUUCAUGGUGUUUAUAUAGAAACUUAAUUUAUAUAUGCUGGACCGUUACAUACAAACUUAUAAUGUUUGCCGCUAAUGUAAUGUUAUUAUCACAUUGUUUCGUAAAAUUGCCUUAUUUACACAUUUGUUUUGAACAGAGAAAACCCCACUAUAUUGAAAAUAUCUAUUGACUCCUUUUAACGUGCGUCAACCUGUGCAGUAGAUCACGUAACAUAUCUACGUCAUACUUUGACUAGGGAACAAACUAUGUAGUAAUCGUUAAUUUGCAAAGUUAUAUUUCCCUCUCGUUUUUCAAAACUUUGUUCUCAAAUUAUAUGGUUAUGUUAUUUUUUACAUGUAGUCCUGCUUUAAUCGUAGACGAAUUGAAGUUAUUUCGGAGUCGAUCCCUAUGCUAUGUCGCCGUCAUUCGUUUGAAGAUAGACAAAGAUAUACAGUCUGAAUCGUAUGCCAAUUUGUGAUUAAGACGAUUGUGUACCACUAUUAUUAGUUCUCGAUAGAAGAAACUAAAAUUAGUAUACGUAACUUUUAAGUGUUCCGUGUAUUCAUACUGUUUGACCGGUAGAGAACGCCUAUAUGGCAUUAAGUCCGCCGUUUCUUUAUAUUUUAGGCAAUAAAAAAUAAAUACAAAACACUUACGUUUGUACACACAGCAGCAUGUUAGAUUACAAAUAUUAAAAUGUCUAAUAUCUGCAGUUAAUUUUGAACUUAACAUUUUAGAGGUUCGAUAUGAAAUGCAUCGAUUUACUAAUUUUGCUGUUGUCUGUACUAAUUUCCACGUUUGCCUAUUUAAAAUUUCUUGUAGCAACUUAUAAUAGUGGUGCGGUGAUACUUUACGUUUUUAUUUAUAAUUUUAGCUCGUAUUCGGUUAAACAGUCAUUCGGCGAGCUCUAACAACUCUAACUUAUUAUCUUGAAAAUUGAUGUUAACAAUCCAACUAUAUUAGAGUAUUAAGCCGUGAUCAUCAUGUAUAUCGUUUGUAAAGCUAGAAAGUUGUGAUGUUCUAUUGUGUUUAAACUACGUCAAUUUAUCGUUCAUGUAAUAAAAUAUUUCUAGCGUCAUUUCAGUGUUGAGAUUGUAUCGUAUCCUCCCGGUUUGUAGAUUACCAAAACAAUGUAAAUUUUAUCUUAUUUAUUUAUAUACGCUGAAGAAAUACACUAUUGCUGAUUUGAAGUUUAUGGGAAUAGUCAAUUUCGACCUUAUUGUCAACGAGCCUUGUUUCUAUCGAAAACUUUUUGGUGAUUCGGCAAAAUUAAACAUUGAUAGAGUAUACAUCGUUAUUUAGAUACGAAGGAAUAAAAUAUAUAGUGAUGACUGUGUAAUAAUAGUAUAUAAAUAUAUAGAAAAAAAUGUGCCUGUGUUUAUAGCUUGCUGGUAUGCGUGGCUUAUGCGAUAUGUUGUCCGCAAUACAACCAGUAAGAAAGAUGAUAGUUAUAAUCGAUAUCUCAAUGAAUUUUAAAAUAAGAUUUAGUCGCGCUCGAGAUGAAUAAUUAUGUAUUAUUUGUAAAAGAGUAAGAGAUAUAAAUCUAUUAUUGUUUUCAGAUAGUUUAUGUGACUAAUUGCCUCUAAAAUAUUAUAAAGAUAACUCCUUUUUAUUUUUUACAAUUUUGGUAGAUUUUUUUUUAUAAAUUAAGAUUGAAUCAGUGCAAUUAGAUAAUGUUCAGCCAUACUAUAGUUAAAUUAUCAAAGCUAUUCUUGAAGUAUUUUGCCAGUUUUAUAAUAUUCGCAAACAAAUGUUCAUUAAUGUUUCAAACUUACUAUUUUAAUGUUAUGUUAUUUCUAAUCUUAUUUCAUCAUUUAUUAGUGUGACCCUACUGUCGGUAUCUUUUCUGUGUCUAUUACUAGAUCUGUAAAGAGAAUAUGAACUUUUUACUAUCCUCUUGUAGUUUUGUAUAAAAAAUUUUAUUUUUAUAGAUGGAUGAAACAUUAAAGUACUUAUAAAUUUAUAAAUGAUCAUAAAAUAAUUUGGUGGGGUUGUAUAUGUCGAAUCAAUGAUAGAAGCUUCGUCCCCGCCGAUGACUAACGAACCUAUAUUUUGAAUACAUCAAGUUUUUUUGUUUUAACAUUGUCAAUGAUUGUAAUUGUGAUAGUAAAUAUUAGUGAUUGCUUGUAUAUAGCUACUGCACAUACAUAUGUACUGUUAGGUGUUUACAAAUCAUGUUCGUUCUCACUCUUCAGAUAAAAUUCAAGUAUACAGUCGAUCUAAAUAUCUUGAUAAUGCUUUGCAAGUUAUUAACAAUAAAUACGUGCAAUAAUACACGGUAAUAACGUUUCAAUUCACUUGAACACCCAAAUGUUUGUUUAUAAAUAUCUAAAGCGAUCUUUGUGGUGUAAAACUAUUUUAAAUACAAAUUACUUGCGUGUUUUCAGUUUUAUAGAUUAACGAAGUGUAAUUAAUGAAGCUUAGUGUUUUAAUUAUUGUCGAAUUACCAAAAUGAGUGUGUAUAUUUGAGGCGAGCGAAAAUAGUUUUUAUAAAAGCGGAAUAUGUAAUUUUGUUUUUACGAUUAUGAAUUAUUAUCGUAAACGUAAACGAGCGCCUCGAAUGUACAGUGUUUUAAUGCACGUAAUAGUAUAUAACACUAGCACUCUACUGUUAAUUCUGGCUGAAAGCCCAAUAACACCCGAACAUACAUAAUGUUACUAUAUUUAAUUUUUUUUUAACUUGACCUGCCAGAGAAAUGUUACGUUAUUAAAUAAAUGAUUAUGUCGAAAUUAUGUAUAUAUAUGAUGUAAUAAAUUAAGAAAAAAAAUACAAUAAGUUUUCGUAAAGAUGCCUUAGAUGUUUUAAGACACUAGUAAUCUGAAUUGAUAAUACUUAAUUUAAUUUAUACCCUUUUGGUUUUCAUUUCGUUCAUAUAAAAUGGUAACUCAUUCACAUUGUAUUUUAAUUGAGAGUCGUUUUUAAUAUAUUCUCACGUGUGGCUUUUAUAUCGAUAUAACUGACUCGGCGCGGAGCUAUUUAACAAUGUGUGUUGGUUGCGAUAUUUUCAUUAACAUGGUUUGAGGUAUUUGAGACGAAAAUAGAAACAUAGUGGCUUAGAAUAAAUGCCCGAAUAAUUAUGGCAAAUGGGAUUAUAAUGUAGUGUACAAUGGAAGACCUCACGGGGACGCGAUUUCCGUGUGACCGAGUAUGUACACACGGCAUGUGCAAACUCGGAAUGUGCUCCAAUAUCUGUUAUGUUGGAUUUGAAUGUUUCAAUGAAUAUAAUCCUAUAUUUGUUUAAUUUGGUUUGUUUUGUGCGAAGGACUCCCUUUGGAAUCGAAUUGACCGUUAAGAUUUUGAAUUGAAUUUAUAAU